AUGUCAAAAUAUCGGCGAGAAGUGAUGUCGCAGAGAAAAGUCGUCGAUCAUGUGCUGGAAUUGCGACCCAAUAUUCACAUCGCAAAGGAAAUUGUGAAAGAUGGGGUCCGAAUGGUCGAUGGCUACUUCACGAGCCCGCACGCGCUGCUUUUCCCACAAACGAUGCCUGGCAACGUUGCGCGCGCACAUUUCCGAGCCUAUCUUCCGAUCGUUCCGGGACCGUUGUGCAUUCAUUUGGCCGGCACCGGCGAUCAUUCAUAUUUUCGACGCUCGUAUUUGCUAGUGGAUGAUCUACUGAAGGACGGAAUCGGCGCGAUUCUCAUUCAGAAUCCGUUCUACGGCGACCGCAAACCGCCACAUCAAUUUCGGUCGUCGCUUGAAAAUGUGUCGGACCUUUUUGUGAUGGGCGCCGCCCUGAUAGCUGAAUGCAAUUAUAUGCUCUCAUGGGUCGAAUCGCGCGGCUACGGACCAUUCGCCAUUUCAGGGGUGUCGAUGGGUGGAUUCAUGGCUCAAUUGGCCGGCUCCAACACGAAACACGCAAUCGGUAUUGUUCCGAUUCUAUCAUGGACAACCGCGUCGCCGUCGUACACGAAAGGAGCAAUCGCGCCUGCGGUGAACUUCAAAGCUCUUCAGAAGCAGCUCGAAGACCCGCAUUACAUUGAAAAAUUGAAGAGUAUACCGAACGUGGAUUGGGUUGAUCGAAUGUAUCAAAUGACGGAAAACAAUGGAGAUUCGCUAGCGAUAAACAUGAUGCGAAUUCUGAUGGACUAUUUCACGAGUUUGGAGAAUUUCCCGACGCCGAUCGACACAUCGCUCUGUCAUGUGUUCCUCGCCGAUCAGGACAUGUACGUGCUGCGUGAUGAUGGGACGCCGACGUAUAAGCAAGUGUGGCCGGAAUGCACCGUCGAGAUGAUGGAAGGCUACGGUCAUGUUUCGGCCUAUUUUCUCAAACACCAAACAUGGCGGAGGACUAUACAGAAGUUGUUGAAUAGGCAAAAGUCCAUCAUUAGAUUAGAAUCGUCUUAA
Messenger RNA from Caenorhabditis bovis, 1026 nucleotides. Lineage: Eukaryota; Metazoa; Nematoda; Chromadorea; Rhabditida; Rhabditidae. The record is from the annotation of a GenBank genome assembly.